Rhododendron vialii is the source of this 537-nucleotide messenger RNA. RefSeq lists its product as uncharacterized. The transcript has a single exon. The record is from RefSeq and is a predicted model, not a curated record. Bases 1 to 537 code for a protein of 178 amino acids. NCBI's taxonomy places the organism in Eukaryota, Viridiplantae, Streptophyta, Magnoliopsida, Ericales, Ericaceae.
AUGACCAUGCCCAACUAUGUUGUGCAGUGUUUCCUCCCACCGAAAGGACUUUGCUGUCAAUUAUGUAAAUCCAUGAGCAGAUUUUGGUGGGGUAGCAAGAAGGGAGAGAGGAAACUUCAGUGGGUCAAUUGGGGUAAGCUGUGUGACAACAAAUCCAUGGGUGGAAUGCGGUUCCGUGACCUGCACGGUCUCAAUCUAGCAUUUCUUGCCAAGCAAGGGUGGCGCUUGGUCGCAUGCCCACCAUCUCUCUUCCAAAAGGUUUUUCGGGGUAAGUACUUUCCCUGUUCUUCUUUUUGGGAGGCUCAAUGUCCAGGAAUAGCCUCGUGGGCUUGGCGUAGUAUUUUAGCAAGGCGUGAAGUACUUCGGCAUGGUUGGCGUUGGAGGGUUGGAGAUGGCAAAGCUAUAAAUCUGUGGUCGAACCCGUGGAUACCUCGAGCCCUCUCUUUCAAGGUCCUAAGUACACCUCCUAUGGGACGACAUUUAGCCCCUUUACCACAAAAUGUAUUUAAUCUUAUUGAUGAGGAACAACACGAAUAG